Messenger RNA from Zeugodacus cucurbitae (melon fly), 4060 nucleotides. RefSeq names its product dorsal-ventral patterning protein tolloid. Bases 318 to 3947 code for a protein of 1209 amino acids. The transcript is spliced from 12 exons. The record is from RefSeq and is a predicted model, not a curated record. Lineage: Eukaryota; Metazoa; Arthropoda; Insecta; Diptera; Tephritidae. Gene Ontology annotation, biological process: proteolysis. Gene Ontology annotation, molecular function: metalloendopeptidase activity; calcium ion binding; zinc ion binding.
GUGUGUAUCUGUGUAUCUACGGUGUGAGACAGAGAAUACAUGCAUGCAGUUAAAUUUGAGCGCAGAUCCCUAAACGUGCUCAGUGAAACAUUAUUUGCUGUGCAGUACGGUACUCGGUUACUCGACGCAAUAACAUUCAAAGUUCGAACCCUUGCGCAUGCGUAAAUAAGCUAAACACCAGAUCGCAGUGAACAAUUCGCGGAUUAAACUACAUAUGUUAUGAUCUAUGAUCGUGUCUAUUGUGAGAAGUGACAAAUCGCAGUGAUAGAUUAAUUGAAAAUUGUUUGAAUCGAAAAUAAAAACUCAAAAUCGUCAAAAUGGUUUUGUUGCAUGGACGACAGUAUCUGUUAUUGUUGUUUUUGUUACCGCUAACGGCAGUGUCUUGUAGCGCCAAGAAUACACAUUCAAAUCAGCGCAAACACAACCAUCCUCGGUAUUUGAGUCGUCAACAAAAGAGUGCACUUGCCCGCCAAUUGCUCCUCGUCGAUGGGUUGCAGGUGGAAUCGGAGAGUUAUUUCGACGUAGUGGAACAACCAGAACAAUUUGUGGAAAUCGAUACGCAAAUCGCGCCAGAAACGAAAGGCAAACAUGGCGCCAUUGAACCAACUCAUCUAAAGCAUUUGCUUGAUAUCGCCGCCGUUGAGUCGGAGAUGUCAGCCGCCAUUGCAGCCGGCGACGAGGAGGCGAAGAACGUCUGGAGUCGCGCCAACGCAAAUCGGCCGGCCUUCCUUUUCGACAGCGGCGCUUUGUCGAAAAUACAAUCGAAUAAUACAAAAAGUAUAAACACCGAUGAUGGAGGGAAUUUUUUCUACGAACGAAACAUUAUUACCGAAGAGCCGGGAGUAUCGCUAGCAAAGCUUAAAGCAGACCGCCAACAAAAGAACACAAUGAAGGGAGACGACACAAGCGGCAUCCCACGCCAGCGGCUACAGAGCUUGGCAUUUCGAAGGCGUUUAUUUAAACAACUUAAAGGCAAAAGGGUACCGGUCCACAAAAAGAAGCACCACAAGAGACGUAUUUUUCAGUCUCCCAAUGAAGCGAAAAGCAGGCACAACAAGGUCAAAUCAAGUGUCAAUCAUAACCCUAAUCUAGACUCAUUCAACCACUUUAGAAACACUCCAUAUUUAAGUUCAGUACCUCGUUCACGGCGUGCAGUUACCGCCAAAAAGGAACGCAUUUGGGAUUACGGUGUCAUACCGUAUACCAUCGACGAGAUAUUCAGCGGGGUACACAAGGCGCUCUUCAUGAGAGCCAUGCGCCAUUGGGAGAAUUCCACAUGUAUUAAAUUUGUUGAACGCGAUGCUAAGGUGCACCCUAAUUACAUACAUUUUACUGUUAAAAAUUGUGGUUGCUGCUCGUUUGUGGGCAAGCGCGGUUCCGGACGACAAGCCAUUUCGAUUGGUCGCAACUGUGAAAAAUUCGGAAUUGUCGUGCAUGAAUUGGGACAUGUUAUUGGGUUUUGGCACGAACAUACGCGCACCGACCGAGAUAAGCAUAUAUCUAUAAAUAAGGAGAAUAUCAUGAAGGGGCAGGAGUAUAAUUUCGAUGUGCUUUCACCGGAGGAUGUUGACUCACUGGGUCUACCAUAUGAUUAUAAUUCAAUCAUGCAUUACGCAAAGAAUACUUUUGCCAAGAAUGUUUAUUUGGAGACCAUUCAGCCUAUUGGACUAUCGAAGUCCCAACAUAUAGAGAUCGGCCAAAGAUUACGUCUAAGUACGGGGGAUAUAAUUAAGGCGAAUCGAUUAUAUAAAUGCAGCAGUUGCGGACGUACAUUCCAAGAGAAUUCUGGAGAGAUAAUCUCACCUCAUUACGAAUACUCAGCAUAUUCGGCGAUACAAGACAGUAAUGUGAUAGAAGACAGCGGAAGCGGUGAUUACGAGGUCAGUGAUUUUGACAAAUCUCUAGAGAAAUGCGAAUGGCGUAUCACAGCAACAAAUGGGGAACGUAUUAUUUUGCAAAUUCAUCAAGUGCAUCUUCUGCAGUCCACUAACUGUGCUGUGGAUUAUUUAGAAAUACGAGACGGUUAUUGGUACAAAUCUCCUGUUAUUAAGAGACUAUGCGGCAAUGUCACGGAGGAAACGGUUAGGAGCAGCUCCAGUCGAAUGCUCAUCAGUUAUGUUAAUCACCACGCAGUCAGAGGAUACCGUGGAUUUUCGGCCAAUUUCGAGGUUACAUGUGGUGGUGACAUUUUUCUCACCGAAAGUAGACGUGUUGACUCACCCAAUUAUCCAUUGGAAUAUCUGCCGGAUCGUGAAUGCAUUUGGCGCAUAUCGGCACCGGAGAACCGUCAAGUUGGGCUGAAAUUUCAGUCAUUCGAAUUGGAGAAUCAUGAUAACUGUGCUUACGACUAUGUGGAAAUACGCGAUGGUAAUGACAGUGACUCUCAAUUAAUUGGAAUUUACUGUGGAUAUAUUCUACCACCAAAUAUCAAGUCUAAUUCAAAUCAAAUGUUUGUAAAGUUUGUUUCCGAUGGUUCGGUCCAGAAGGUUGGCUUUUCCGCGGUCUUCCUACAAGAGUUGGAUGAAUGCAAAUUUACAAAUCAUGGCUGUCAGCACGAAUGCAUCAAUACUUUGGGGAGCUAUCAGUGUGCUUGCUUUGCUGGCUAUGAGCUGCAAGCCGACGGUCGCACUUGCGAAGAUGCGUGCGGCGGCAUUAUCAAUGCCUCUAUUCCCAAUGGGACACUUCAUUCGCCGUCAUUUCCGGAUGUGUACCCCAUAUCGAAGGAGUGUGUUUGGGAGGUGGUCGCACCGCCCAAUCAUGCGGUCUUCCUUAAUUUUACGCACUUCGAUUUGGAAGGCACAAAGUAUCAAUACACAGAAUGUAAUUACGAUUACCUAUUGGCGUACUCUAAGUUACGUGAUAGUCGUCUAAAGAAAAUCGGUAUUUAUUGUGGUCAAGAGCUACCACCGGUAUUGAGGUCCGAACAUAAUGUACUGCGCUUGGAAUUCUAUUCAGACAAAAAUAUUCAACGGACAGGCUUUUCAGCCAAUAUUGUAAUUGAUUUCGACGAAUGCAGCGUGGACAAUGGAGGCUGCCAACAUCAUUGCCUCAAUACAUUCGGAUCAUAUAAGUGCAGUUGCCGCAAUGCAUUCACUCUCCACGAGAAUCAGCACAAUUGCACUGAGACCAAAUGCAAGUUUGAGAUCACUAGCCCCAAAGGAACCAUUUACAGCCCCAACUUCCCAAAUGAAUAUCCACACAACACAUACUGUUUUUGGCAUUUCCGCACCGUUCUGGGCCACCGAGUGCAGUUGACAUUUCAUGAAUUCGAAAUGGAAAACCAUCAGGAAUGUUUUUACGAUUAUCUCGCCUUAUAUGAUGGCAAAUCUGAGAACAGCUCAACAUUGGGCAUUUACUGUGGAGGACAUGAGCCGUAUGCGGUAGUAGCAUCCACAAAUGAAAUGUUCAUGGUCCUGCGGACAGAUGCAUCGCUGCAGCGUAAAGGAUUCCGAGCAACAUACUCAACAGAAUGCGGCGGCUACUUGCAAGCAACAAAUGAAACGCAAGUCUUUUAUUCACAUCCACGCUAUGGCAGUCGGGUAUACAAUCGGCACAUGUAUUGUAAUUGGCGUAUACAAGCUGAUUCUGAGAGUAGUGUUCAAAUAAAAUUUUUGCACUUUGAGGUCGAAUAUUCGGAUCGCUGUAAAUAUGAUGCGGUGGAAAUAAGAGAAGAAAUAUUUGAAGAGAAGUAUAUGGACGUAAGAAGCAAUCAUGGACGUUAUUGUGGCAAUAGAAAGCCACCUACAAUAACAUCAUAUACCGAUACGUUACUGAUGAGAUUUCAAACGGAUGGCAGUACCUCGUUGCGUGGUUUUGCUGUUUCUUUCGUAGCCGUAGAGCCGCCGGAAGAGGAUCUUAUAGACGAGCUAGACGCUGUUACACCUUUUCCUGGUUACAUGCGAAGUGUGUACUAUGCAUCGGAUACAGGCAGCGAUUUCGAUGAUUAAUGAAUAAAAUGUAGAAUUAUUAAGUGAAUAUGUAUGAUUUGUUUGUUUGUUACAAUUAAUGAUUAAUUAAUUUAUUAAAGAAUCAGUAAAUUAAACUUAAAUAUUAUGCAUAA